UCCCAAUGGCGAUAUCGCGAGACUAUAAUUACGAGCAUGAGAGCAAGAGCGAUCGAUUAUAUUUAGUGGAAAACGUUAUGGAGAUUUGUUUUCAAUAGUAAAUAUAUAUGCCCUAAAAGUAUCUAGUUUUACAUCCAAAAUAUAAAAAGUUAGUCUUCCCUUAUGAACUACUAAACUUUUUACACAACAAUCUGAUCCACUGCCGGAACUAUUGUUAUCCUGAAGUCUAUCGGGGUGACCUUAUGGUGGAACACCGGAGGAGAACGUCAGGAUCGUGGAAGGACAUUUCAAGAAGUAAACAUGUACCGAUUCUUAUCCAGGACUGUGAUUGCGGCACGGAACCCUUCCGUUUGUGUCUACGAGUUGUGUGCCUUACCAGCUAAAUGUGAAACGGUUUUCAGGUCACCAAAUGUAGGAGGAGUAAAUGCCUUCAGCACAGCUACAGUCAAACUCUGCGAGAAGAAAGACGAUGGCGUUGCCGUUAAUCAAGAUCAGACAACAAUUUCAGAUAAAGGGUGUGAUGAAACAAUGGUGACCGAUCCAAAAAAGGAGUUAGAUGUGUUAAAAGCAGAUGGUGGAGGGGCCCCACAGCAAAAGACAGAUGUUACAGCCGAGCCGGUAGUGGCAAAGCAGGCCCAAGUUAAGACUGCUGCAGCUAAGAUUGGGAAGGAAAAUCUCCUGGACCUUCUUGGAGCAAUGAAAGUGGAAGUUACAAGUAAACGUAAGCUCAAAAACCUGAAGACAAAGCAAAGCUUAGAGUCAGCUGUACAAUACAAACCUAAGCCUGAAGUUAUGGAGAGCACCAUCAGCAUGUUUCAGAAGGCGACAGAGGAGGCUUCGUCACAGAGUGAGGAGUUGGAUCCUGAUUUGACCGCAGCAGCAUCUGCUGCUGCUUCCACUCUUCCUAACCGUAGCCAGGCCGAAUCGGAGCUGCUCAGGCAGUUGAGGCAGCGCAAAGCGCUCACCGAGGCGCAGAAAAAGGGUGACAUGAACAACCUUGGAGAAAUUAUUGCGGACAUGAAAGUAGGAAAGAAUACCAGCCGUCAGAAUGCUUGGCCAGCCAAUCAGAUUCGGUUUGAUGAUGACGGACGAGGAUACACACAAGACAGAGGAAUCACCAGUGAGCUGGCUAGUGUCCGGAAAAGGAGGACUUUGUUUCCCGCAAAAAGACUUAACAUCUUCGCGCCCUCUACAGAUGUCACUGCAGUUGAAUCGGCACCGGCUAAACCAACUCUGUGGGAUGUGGAAUUUGCAAACCAGCUGUCUCUGUCAACCAAUCAAAUGCCACUUAACAGUUUUGAUGAAAUGAUCCAGUGGACUAAAGAGGGCAAACUGUGGCAGUAUCCAAUCAACAAUGAAGUUGGCCUUGAGGAGGAAGCUAGCGUUCCCUUCCAUGAGCAUGUCUUCUUAGAGAAAUACUUGGAGGAGGGUUUCCCACGUCAGGGACCAGUGCGUCACUUCAUGGAGCUCGUGGUGGCCGGUCUGUCCAGAAACCCUUACCUGACUGUGGAGCAGAAAAAGGAGCACAUCUUCUGGUUCAGAGACUAUUUCCAUCAAAAAGAGGAUGUCCUCAAUGACGCUGAGGUGUACCUCAACUAAACUCAAGAGAUUUGACAGUGUACCUUGUUGAUAUGGACAAAUAAAAAAGGACAGACUUUCACAGCGAGACUCUACAUCAGUUGUCAUACAUAUAAAUACAUAUUUAUAGCUUCUAUUAGAAAUGUGUUAGAGAUUUCUUUCUGGAAACCAGUCCACUGACAUUAAAUCACCAUUGUUGAAUCCUCAUUUUAAUGAGUAGAGCACCAAAAAGUGUCCAUGUCUUUUAAGAAAGUGAAAUAUUGCUGUCCAUCUAGAAUGAAACAUGAGAUCAAUAGUUAACUAGAACAAUUUAUUUUAUUUUCUGUCGUCCAUUUCUGCUUCACAGUUCUGAAAAAACACUAUUGUGCUAAAAUAUACAACCGUGUAUUUUCAGCUUCUGAAAUCCUGUGACUGUGUUCAUAAAGAAUUGCCUUUUUUACAAUAUGUUCCUAUCACAACAGCCCUUGUGACACAGAUGGGAUUAACUUAAGGUCAUGAAGUGGUGUGAUUGAAUAAUUGGUAUAAAUUGAUAACUUCUGCAGCAUGGGUUGCAUUAAAAACAACAGCAGGUCAUGAAAGUGGAUGGAUUAUGAAACACGUGAACAUUUGAAAAAGAAAUGGGUUGACAAAAAUAUUUUUCCUUUCUCUAAGUGCCCAAGGUCAUAAAAACACCCGAGAAUAUGAUUGAUGGUGUUUUCCCAGAUGUGGUGGAGAAAAAAGAAUCCGGUUCACAGAGAGCUUCUGAUCAAGUUUACAGUAGGAGCAUAAUUAGACCUUGAACUCGAUACACUCUGCAGGGGAAGUGGUUUUAAAGUUAAACAGAACUCUAAACAAUGUGCCACACGGAUUCCAUUGGGUCUAAAAACACCCUCCUCGAUCUAUUGUCUGACAAAGUGGAACAUGACAGGUUGAUGUUUAAAAGUGCCUCAUUUCCACAUUUUGUUCACUUACACUCAAGCACAGUGAUUGGCAUGAUAAGUUGUUGGCAACACUUCCUCAUUUCUAUUUGUUGGCGGCAUAUUGUACUUGAAGUGUAUUGGUGUGAAAACACGGCUCUUCUUGGAAAUUGCUAAAUAUAAAACAGUCCUCUAGAUGGUAGUGAUGGUAUCUAAGUCUAUGUUGAACUUGGACACUAAAGUUUCACAUCAAGCUCUGAAAAGAAGGUGAAAAUAAGCAGAUCCAAUUAAAUACUUCAUCUGCUGUGUUGUUACGCACUUUGUAGUAGCGUUUACGUAAAUAAAUGUGAUUAAGUCUUGACAAAUU
Menidia menidia (Atlantic silverside) is the source of this 2841-nucleotide messenger RNA. NCBI's taxonomy places the organism in Eukaryota, Metazoa, Chordata, Actinopteri, Atheriniformes, Atherinopsidae. The record is from the annotation of a GenBank genome assembly.